GGGAGUGGGGGAGCGUCGAAAGCUAGGCGUCGGUUGCGAUGUUGAUGGAGGUGGGGAAGGAGCGGUUGGUGGUGAUGGAGUGGCGACGAACGGGGCCAACAGCGACUCCAUCUCCAGUGGGAGUUCACACGGCUCGCCGGGCAUUGUCAUCACCGCCGUCCAUCCAUGGUAGGCACAAUACUGUACCCCUUGCACAAGGAUCCAGCGAGGUGCUUCGGCAACCGGAGGCGGAGGAGGUGCGACAGGGAUGGGGGGGGGGCCACAACCGGAGUUGCAGGCACACGACGAGGGUAGUGGCGGCGGCCACCAACCCUAGCCCUGCCUCCGCGGGAUCCCCGGCGCGUCCUCCUCAUCGAUCGACGAAGAAGAAGGUGAAGCCGGCGUGCGCGCUGAUGGCGAGGGAGGCCGAAAACGGCAUCCAUGAUCCAAUGAAAGGACGUGACAAGUUCGACCAUAUCCCCAAGUACGGAUACACCAUCUGGAGUAGGGAAGUCUAUGUCGUAGGACUCAAACCCUUCGUGGACCAAUUGCGGCUGCACUUUGGCAUAUGCAUCGGGUAUGAACUCUUUAUUAUAUGUUCUCCCAGGGAUAGCAAUGGUUGUAGCGGCCUCAAGAGUUUUCCCAGAGCGUCAAAUGAGAACGUGCAAUCUGCAGGGUGUAUUCUCCUUGAGGUCAUCGAAGGGGUAAUCUGGCUCAGGUUGUUUGGUUGCGGGGGCAGGCAAAAGCAUGUGCUUGACGCAGAAAUUCAUCAUUUGCCUUUCAAAAUCUGCAGCCCCUUCGUCUCUUAGUUUAUCCUUGUACGCAUCACGCUUCUUGUGGGGGGUCAUGUUUGAACCCUUCCUUCCAACUAAGCUUGGACGAUGUUGGUAUUUCUUAACGACAUUACUAGAAAUAUAAUCUCCAGCAAUGGUGCAGAAAUACUUCUGGUAUACUAUGGUUAUAGACUUCAUUCGCAAGCGCACGGAUAUACCAUUGUAGCAUUUCACCCGAGAGUAUUCCAAGGGUAUCGUAUUUAUUUUAUCCCGUGGGAAGAUCAUGUAGAGUGAACUUAAC
Oryza sativa Japonica Group (Japanese rice) is the source of this 1053-nucleotide messenger RNA. NCBI's taxonomy places the organism in Eukaryota, Viridiplantae, Streptophyta, Magnoliopsida, Poales, Poaceae. The record is from RefSeq and is a predicted model, not a curated record.